AUGAAUAAAACUGAAAAUGUUUUCAAAUAAGAAAAAAUAUAAAUCUCUGAAUCUUAGGUUGCUCCUUUAGACAUAAUAUCAAUAAUUCAGUAAAAGUACACCAGAAAAGCUAAUGAAUGCAACGAUUGUAAAACUUAACAUUAUCUACUAGAGAUUAUCAUUAAUGAAAUUCCUGAAUCAUCAAAAAUUAUUGACUCGACUCUUCAAAAGUAAGAUAGCCAACAAUAGCUAAUAUUUCAAAAGGAUAUCUAUGCGAGAAAUUCCUUUAAGAGUGUGGGUUGCAUCUGUCGAAUUUGUGAAUUUUCGGAAUAUAAAGAAAAUCCUCUAAUUCGUGUGUGUAAAUGCAUUAGAUCUCAAAAAUACGUGCACGAAUAUUGUUUGAAAAAACUGAUCAUGAAAAAAUAUAGAAACAAACUUAAUUAAGCAAAAUGUGAAAUCUGUUCUGAUACGUAUUAAAUGGAACUCCAAAUUGAAAAAAUAUUCGCUCCUAAAAUAGCAUGGUCGCAAAGCAAGGAUAAACUACCUUUAUUUUGUUUAUUGGUCUUUUUGAUUGUGAUGAUAGUCGUUGUAAUCUUACUUGGAAUUCGAUUAUCAGAGGCUAAUUAAAUUACUGAUCGGAAAAACUUUCUAGAUUCCAAAUCUUUCUUAAUUUUAUUUGUCAUCUUUUCAGUGAUUAUUAUUCUAAUAUUGUUAUGGCUGAUUGCAAUGAUAGUCAAAGGGUUGUUAAUUGUAGAGAAAAUUAUACUUUGGAAACUAAUAGAAUUCAAACCAGUGAAGAAAUCUAUACUUAAUAAAAAUAUAUUAAUUUCAGACCUCAAAUAAUCAUUUCGAAAAUCUAAACUAUGUACUGAAUAAGAAACAAUGUAAAACAGGACAAGUAGGCAUCAAAAUACAUUUAAUAUAUAAAAACAGAAUCAUAACUAAGAAGAUCAAUAUAUUGAUGUUGGUGAAAUAUCUACAUAAAGAAAUUAACUAAAAUAAGUUGCAGGAAAUGUGCUUACUAUUUAAACUGAUCCUCGUUCAACCAAAAGAUCAAGAUUUUCAAUAAUUUGA
Molecule: messenger RNA, 1053 nt
Organism: Paramecium tetraurelia
Lineage: Eukaryota; Ciliophora; Oligohymenophorea; Peniculida; Parameciidae
Exons: 4
Biological process (GO): protein polyubiquitination
Cellular component (GO): cytoplasm
Molecular function (GO): zinc ion binding; ubiquitin protein ligase activity
Source: RefSeq, a predicted model, not a curated record